ACGUAGUGACGUCACCGCGGAAACUCCCGCAGCCGCCGCGGCCGCAAAAAAACACCGUCUGUAAAAUAAACAAAAUAAAGCGCCCGGAAUCGGCGGGGAAAAGGCAGAAUCCCGAUCCCCGAAUCCGGUUCCAAUCCCCGGAUCCCGAUCCCGAUCCCGAUCCCGGUCCCGGUCCCGGACAGUGGGGGAGCCGGAGCCGCCCCGGGGGUCCGGGAAUCUCCAUGACAUCAGCCCGGGAAGAUGGCGGCCGGGGAAUCUGGUGGGAGUUGGUGGGGGAGCUGGAUACAAGAAGGUUUCCAAUCAGUGAAAGAAAAGAAUAUAAUACUGUUCAUGACAUCUCCCUGUCCCCCACCAACAGUCUACUGAAGCGUUGGAGUUUAUGAAACGGGACCUUGCAGAGUUUUCACAUGUGGUACAACAUGAUACAGCAUGUACAAUUGCUGCCACUGCGAAUGCUGUGAAAGAAAAACUGAGUGCAGAAACUUCUACAGGAGCAGGGCAGCAAGUCAAAAAAGGAUUAUCAAACAUUCUCGGAGUCCUCUCAGACACAUUUGCUCCUCCUCCAGACAAAACUAUAGAUUGUGAUGUUAUAACGUUGGUUGCAACACCAUCUGGUACUACAGAACUCUAUGACAGUACUAAGGCUCGUCUUUACAGUCUACAGGCUGAUCCGGCAACGUACUGCAAUGAGCCAGAUGGUCCCCUAGAACUCUAUGAAGAAUGGAUUGCUGGUUUUAAUCUUGAAGACCAAAAAGGGGAAAUCUCAGGCCUGCUGGUUAACAGUCCUUCAGUACGUGCGCUUUACACAAAAAUGGUGCCAGUAGCGGUGUCACAUUCAGAAUUUUGGCAUCGAUACUUUUAUAAACUGUAUCAGUUGGAACAGGAGGAAUCCAGGAGAAUAGCAUUGAAACAGAGAGCAGAACUGACUUCUCAUUCAGAGGAGCUUCGGUGGGAAGAGGAAGAAGAUGAAUUCGUAGGAGCUUCGCCUGUCAACUCAGAUUUUCGCCACAUGCCGCAAAGCCCGUUAUCAUUGGUGCAAUCUCCAGUCACGUGCUCCAGGAUGGAGCAUUCAGUUGAACUUCAGAACCAGAAUAUUGCUGACAUUAUGCAAAAGCCAGUGGAAUGCCAAUCUGUGAAUGCUGUUAGCACUGCCACAGAACUCCAGUUGAGAAAUCAGAUCUCCACUUCCAGUGAGACAUCUAGGUCUGAGGAGACGGUGAAAGAAAUUGCAAGGAAUGUAGUAGAAACCAGCACAGAGCUGGUAGUAGGACAGGAAUUGAGGCCCAAGACUAAAGAUAGGCUUUCAACCCCAGACACAGAAGCAAAUGGAUCACCAAAAGAUCAAAAAACAAAGGAGUUUACUGCAGUAUCUGGCAUAGUGAUUGAGGCAAAGAACUCAAGCAAACCGGAGACUACAAAAGAUGAUGGACCAAUUGAUUUGAGAGUCUAUGAACUCAACUCAGACAGUGGAAAAUCUACACCUUCCAAUAACGGAAAGAAAGGAUCUAGCACGGACAUCAGUGAGGACUGGGAGAAAGAUUUUGAUCUGGACAUGACCGAGGAAGAGGUCCAGUUGGCAUUGUCUCGGGUGGAUGUGUCAGAACAGCUGGAAGAUGAAGACUGGGAAGAUUGGGAAUAAAAUGGAAUUGGACGUUGCUGCUUCAGUUGAUUUCUUGAAUUCUUUCAUUCUAAUGUAAUGAGCAUUGUGUUUAUAUUCUUAGCCUGUAGUGUAUAUACAGGUUUCCUGUGCCAUUGCUUCAAUAAGCUAGGGUAACAUGUUUUAUACUGCAUGCUAUUGAAUCAUAUAGCAGGCUUUUUAGCAUGUAAUUACAAAGGACUAAGGAGCAUGGGUUAUAUUUCAUUGUUUAGACUUAGUUAUAUUCAGUGAGAGACAUUGCUAUUUCUGUUUCUAAUGGUGUUUUGUUUUUGUGUAAUUAACAGCUGGUUGGUUGUGCAAUAUAUAUUUUAAAUAUGCAUUUUCUAGCUUUCAGAUAUGGGAAACCAUUAGUUUUGUAAUUCAAAUUCCCUUAGAUCUUUUACAGAUUUGCACUUACAUCUAUUAAAUUUAAAUUAUACAAAGUUAAUUGACUGAUGCUUUUGGUGUUUAAGCACUUUGUAAAUGAAACAAAAUGUCAGUUUAAAAUGCUAAUUGGAAAUUGAAUUCCUCCAUUUUGCUGCGUAGUGAUGGAGUAAAAGCUUUUUUAAAGCUGGAGGGUUCCCAAGAAGAGGGUUAUAAUUUUGAUGCCUGUGCUACCUGGGAUUUUAAGUCUUUUGAGUACUGAAUUUUUUUUAAACCUUUCAAGUUGCUUGUAACCAAUCAUACACUUCUACAGAUUUGCUACUCUGUAAAUUUUGAAUGGUGUUUUAUUGAAACCUCUACGGAACCCUUAAAGGACAAUUGACUUUGUCAUAUUCGUAGCGAUAAAGGUAGCAGAAGCCUCAGAAGGUUAAUCUGUCAACUAAAUUAAGAUUUGUAGUUUUUCCAGCUGAAGAGCUGAUUGCUUAAUAUUUCACCAGUUUCAUGGAGGAGGUUUUGGAGAGAAAUGAGAAGGAAAAAUGGAAUUGUUGUAUUGAUCCCAUAAAUGGAUUAGGAAGCAAGUGUGACAGCAGCUCACAAAUCUCUUAGCUCAUUGACCAAAUGGUAACAUGGCAACAACUUGCUCUAAAGCAAACUAAAAAAAUGAAGCAGUCCAGUAUGCUUUGGAAAAACUGUAGUAUUUGAGUGAAUUGAAAGCACUAAUAGCCAUUGUGCUGCACGCUGCUUGUGCCUUCAGUACUGAAGUGUAUCAUUACCAAUGUUUCUGUACAAAUGAUUGAAUUGUCCAUUGGAUGUCAACAUGCUUGAAAUUUGAAAAGGUAAAUGUAAAACAGAUACAACAUAUUCAAAAAGUAAAAUAUUGCAUUCUGGAAACUUGAAACAAAAACUGAGAACACUGGAGAUGCUCAACGUAUCAGGAAGCAUUUGCCAAAAGAGCAUAAAAGCCAGUUGAUAUUUCAGAUACAAGGUGCGUCUUCAAAUAUUUUGUAACCAAAAUGUCGACUGAUUUGUGCUUUCUUGACAAGCUGCUUGACCUGCUGAGUAUUUGCUGCUUGUCUUUAUUUCUUUAAUAAACUUUCAGUCAUAUUAAUAUGACAGGUACAAGUAUUUCAGUAAAUGGAAGGCACAAUUUUUGAAACCACAAUACAUGUGUCGGAAUUCACUGCUUCUAAACUCUGUCCAGAGAGCAGAUUUGAGCAAUGUAACAAUAGGUUGAAGCACUAAUGUGUGACCUCUCCUUUCUGGCCAUUCUGAUGAAUGGAGUGUUGCUUAACUCUAAAGAUUAUUUACUGGGGUGUGAUUUUCCACCUCCCAUCCCCUCCCCACACAAACCCCCUUCUAUCAUGUAUUGUUACUAAUAUUCUAAAUAAACCCGGAUUAAACUGGAAAUUAUGGUACCUGCACUUUCUGUUGGAGAGGCUUAGCUGUAAAUAAGACUUAAUUUUUUUCUUUGUUUUAAACAAAAUAAAAAUUUAUUGCUUAAUGUU
Molecule: messenger RNA, 3525 nt
Organism: Carcharodon carcharias (great white shark)
Lineage: Eukaryota; Metazoa; Chordata; Chondrichthyes; Lamniformes; Lamnidae
Gene: bsdc1
Product: BSD domain containing 1
Exons: 11
Coding region: 380-1639 (419 amino acids)
Cellular component (GO): cytoplasm
Source: RefSeq, a predicted model, not a curated record